This is a messenger RNA of Aphanomyces astaci, 2724 nucleotides long. RefSeq lists its product as hypothetical. The record is from RefSeq and is a predicted model, not a curated record. The transcript has 10 exons. Gene Ontology annotation, biological process: chromatin remodeling; DNA repair. NCBI's taxonomy places the organism in Eukaryota, Oomycota, Saprolegniomycetes, Saprolegniales, Verrucalvaceae. The coding region runs from base 1 to 2724 and encodes 907 amino acids. Gene Ontology annotation, molecular function: ATP binding; DNA helicase activity; ATP-dependent chromatin remodeler activity.
AUGGCACCGAAGUCAGCGUUAGAGGAUGUAGUGGAGACGCUGGAGAAGCAACUGCUCAACGCGGCAUCGGCAGCCACCAACAACGACGAACAGGACGCCGUGUCUACUGCAGUGGGCCGCUUGCAUGACGUGGAGCUACAUGCGUACCAGAUGGACGGCUUGAAAUGGUUGGUGCAUCGCGAACAGGCGCAUGUAAAUGUGAUCUUGGGCGACGAGAUGGGACUGGGGAAGACGCUGCAGACGAUUGCGUUCAUUAGUUACUUGAACGCAGCGUAUCCGUCGUCGUUCCAGUCGUGCUUGAUCGUUGCUCCGUUGAGCGUGUUGCCCAACUGGAGCGAGCAACUCGGUCGGUUCGCCCCGCACUUGUCCGUGCUCUCGUAUUCUGGCGACAAGGAACAGCGACGUGUCCUUCAAGCACAGUUUGCCCUGAAUCCGACGGCGGUGCUGCUGACGUCGUACGAGUUAGCGGCGCUCGACACGUCCUUCCUCAAGGCAGGUCCGUCCUGGUCAUUAGGUGUGUUUGACGAAGGCCAUCGCUUAAAGAACGCCAAAACCCAGAUCCACCAGACCUUGCGCGACGACAUUCAAUUCGACCGGAAGGUGAUCCUCACGGGCACUCCAGUGCAAAACAACUUGGUCGAACUCGCAGCUUUGCUGUCAUUCCUCAACCCAACUCUGUUUACGCCCACGGCAUGCCAAUCGCUAGCUUCUUCCAUGUCGCCGUCGUUGCUGCGGUCGAUAUUGGCACCCGUGAUGCUGCUUCGAACUGUCCGAGAUGUUCAGGACUCUCUAAAGUUGCCGCCGCUGACCAAGGUGGUCAUUCACACCCAGCUGUCGCCCAUGCAACGCGCGUAUUACAAGCAGAUUGUGUCGAAAGGCACUGCGUUUGACACGACGUUGUCAUUGAUGAACAUCUUGGCACAGCUGCGGAAAGCCUGCAACCACCCGUACUUGUUUCCCAAUGCUGAGCCGGAACCGUUUCAAGAAGGCGCCCACUUGUGGCAGACCAUUGAUCGGUUUCGAAGUGAAGACGAAACGUUCUUGUUUCUGCUCAGCACAAGAGCAGGCGGCGUGGGCUUGAACCUCCAGAGAGCCGACACGCUGCGGAAAGCCUGCAACCACCCGUACUUGUUUCCCAAUGCUGAGCCGGAACCGUUUCAAGAAGGCGCCCACUUGUACAUGAAUAGCGGCAAGUUGUUUGUGCUGCACACCCUCUUGCACGAGCUCAAGGCCACCAACCACGUGGUGCUCCUAUUCAGCACGUCCACCGCGUUCCUAGACAUCAUCCAAGACUACUGCACGUGGCAAAAGCUAUCAUAUGAACGCCUUGACGGGUCUGUCCGCGGUGAAGAGCGGUACGUUCGAGAAUGCGCUAAAGCAGGUGCAUCUGGCCUAGACGACGACAACAAGAGCGAAUUGUUUACCCAAGACAUGCUGCACUAUGGCCUACAGCAUUUGAUGGCUCAAACCGACGACGACGAGCUGACGCCUCUGACUGCCGACCACGUGGCAGCUCUGUUGAAUCGCCAGAGUUCGCCACCACCUGCAACCAAGCAGGCUCCGCUUGUGGAAGUGAAGGACGAAACAACCAAUAUGUACGUGUUUGAAGGGCACGACUACUCUGUCGCAACUGCCACCGCCGAUGUCGCAUGCCUCAAGAAGCUACAGCUACAAGCUGCCACGUCAUCUCGACGGCCCCGUACGAAGCUAGCCACGUAUGACUAUGACGACGACGACGACGACAAGGACGAGACGGAGCAGCCAGUCAAUUUGGACACGAUCGAAGCUUUGAAACGACAAAAACUGGCGAGGAAGCUAGCGCUGUGGGCCAAGAACCACUACACGUCGUACGCGAUUGAUACUAUCAACAGUGAAACUCCACGAAGUGAUGAUGUUCAAGACACUGAACAAGGAGGCCAUGGUAUCACGUACAAGGCUGGGAACGCGGCGGCGGUGACGUCAUCGGACGGCCGGCCAGCAAUCAUCGUGCAUUGCGUCGACACGAGCGGCGCGUGGACGUCGCGGGGUUUCUUUGGCGCGCUCUCCCGUCGAUCAUUGUCGGUGGAAGAGGCAUAUGGAUGCAUGCGACCCAACCAGGAUUUGAAACUCGGCCAGGCGCACUGCAUCCCCAUCGACUCGAACACGUUCGUGUGCUUGUUGGUGGUGCAGAGCUACCUCCACCAGCGCCAAAAGCGCACGCACAAGACCCUCUCGCUGCGUCUGAACGCGCUGCAAGUGGCGCUCAAGGUGGUGGCGGCUCACGCGCGGCGGCUCAAUGCGACCAUCCACAUGCCAAGACUGGGCGCGGGCACCCCCGGGUUCAACUGGUACGCCGUCGAGCGGUUGAUAAGAAAACACUUGACGGACGGAGCGACUGUUCGAGAAUGCGCUAAAGCAGGUGCAUCUGGCCUAGACGACGACAACAAGAGCGAAUUGUUUACCCAAGACAUGCUGCACUAUGGCCUACAGCAUUUGAUGGCUCAAACCGACGACGACGAGCUGACGCCUCUGACUGCCGACCACGUGGCAGCUCUGUUGAAUCGCCAGAGUUCGCCACCACCUGCAACCAAGCAGGCUCCGCUUGUGGAAGUGAAGGACGAAACAACCAAUAUGUACGUGUUUGAAGGGCACGACUACUCUGUCGCAACUGCCACCGCCGAUGUCGCAUGCCUCAAGAAGCUACAGCUACAAGCUGCCACGUCAUCUCGACGGCCCCCGCCCUGA